Messenger RNA from Taeniopygia guttata (zebra finch), 8872 nucleotides. NCBI's taxonomy places the organism in Eukaryota, Metazoa, Chordata, Aves, Passeriformes, Estrildidae. The record is from RefSeq and is a predicted model, not a curated record.
CGGCGCUCUCGCGAGACUUGUCGCGGCGCGGCGAGGCCGAGGCGGUCGGGCCCGUUUCAAACCGGCGGUCGCUGGGCCGCGGCCCGCGCGAGAUGGCGGAGAGCGACAGGGCGGAGGCGGCCGCGCCGCGCCGGGCCGAGGAGGCGGCCGGCCAGGCACCGCAGCCGCCGCCGCAGCUACAGCAGCAGCAGCAGCCGGCACCGCAACAACAGACGCCGCAACAGCCGCAGGAUGAGGAGGCGGCGGCGGCCGCGGCACCCGGUAGCGGCGCGGGCAGCGCAAAUGGCGUCAAAAUGGAUAAUGAUGAGACAGCAAAAGAAGGGAAAGCACCUGUGAAAGAAAAGUUUGUUUCAAAAGCAAAGGCAAUCCCUUCUCUUGGAAACAAGAAUAAAUUCCACCCCUAUGCAAAGGAGAAGAAUGCAGGCUCUGGAGACAAGAAGGCUGUUAGUCGCAACAGAGUUUUUAUUAGCAACAUCCCAUAUGACAUGAAAUGGCAAGCUAUUAAAGACCUGAUGAGAGAGAAAGUUGGUGAGGUUACAUACGUGGAGCUGUUUAAGGAUGCUGAAGGAAAAUCAAGGGGUUGUGGUGUGGUUGAAUUCAAAGACGAAGAAUUUGUUAAGAAGGCAUUAGACACUAUGAACAAAUAUGAUCUUAGUGGAAGACCCCUGAAUAUUAAAGAGGAUCCUGAGGGAGAACAUGCUCGCAGGGCUCUGCAGCGGGGAGGAGGGCAGUUUCCAGGAGGACAUGGAUCUGAUGCAGCACCUGGAAUGAUGAAUUUACCACCUUCUAUUCUCAAUAAUCCAAACAUUCCUCCUGAGGUUAUCAGUAAUUUGCAAGCAGGCAGGCUUGGAUCCACGAUUUUUGUUGCAAACCUUGACUUCAAAGUUGGCUGGAAGAAACUGAAGGAGGUAUUCAGCAUUGCUGGAACUGUGAAGCGUGCAGACAUCAAAGAAGAUAAAGAUGGCAAGAGUCGAGGAAUGGGAACAGUUACCUUUGAACAAGCAAUUGAAGCUGUUCAGGCAAUAUCUAUGUUCAAUGGACAAUUCCUGUUUGAUAGACCCAUGCAUGUAAAAAUGGAUGACAAAUCAGUUCCUCAUGAAGACUUCCGUGUUGUGGACAGCAAAAGCUCACAAUUACCUCGCGGUCUUGGUGGCAUUGGUAUGGGACUUGGACCAGGUGGACAGCCCAUCAGUGCAACACAGCUGAGCAUGGGUGGUGGAAUGGGGAGCAUGGGUCCAGGAGGUAUGGGAAUAGACGGCCCAGGAUUUGGUGGAAUGAGUAGAAUGGGAGGCGGACUUCCUGGAUUUCGUGGAAUGGAAGGAAUGCCUAACAUGGGAGGAUUUGGAGUCAACCGAAUGGGAGGUAAAAUGUUCCGUGGUGGAAUGGGAGCAAACAUGGAAAGAGAAUUUGGUCGUGGUGACAUAGCAUUGAACCGUGGUUUUGGAGAGUCUUUUGGAAGAAUGGGUGGUGCAAUGAUUGGUGUUUUUGCAGGAGGAAUGGGAGCACCUAGCAUGGGCCCAGUAAGAUCUGGAAUGAGUGGUGGAAUGGGUGGUAUGAACAAUAUGGCUGGAGGAAUGGGAAUAGAUCGGAUGGGUUCUGGUUUCGAUCGAAUGGGACCAGCCAUGGGUGGAGGCCUGGACAGGAAUAUGGACAUCGAUCGAGGAUUUGUGCCUGGCCCCAUGGGAAGUGGCAUGAGAGAGAGAUUGGGCUCUAAAGGCAACCAGAUAUUUGUGAGAAAUCUUCCUUUUGACUUGACCUGGCAGAAGCUAAAGGAGAAAUUCAGUCAAUGUGGUCAUGUAAUGUUUGCAGAAAUAAAAAUGGAGAAUGGAAAAUCAAAGGGCUGUGGAACAGUCAGAUUUGACUCACCAGAAUCUGCUGAAAAGGCCUGUAGGAUAAUGAACGGCAUAAAAAUCAGUGGCAGAGAAAUUGAUGUCCGCUUGGAUCGCAAUGCAUAAUUUAAAACUGUGUGUUCAGGAACAUUCCUAUGUCUGUUUAGCUUCUCUGUCUUAGUAAGUCAUUUUUAGUAACAUUGUAUGCUUACAAAAGCUGUAAAAAUGAACUUUUAAAUCCCACCAGCCUUUAACAGUAUAGUGUUUAAUAUACUGUGAUACUUGUUAACUGAAUCUUACUAUGUUUGGUUUUUAAAGACAAUUCGCCUGAUUUUGUUGUUUUUUUAGAGCCACUGAGCACCUGCAGGUCCCUAUAGACCAGGGAUGCUUUGGAUGUUCAGUGCCUUUGGAAAAUUAGGCCAAGUGUCUCUAGUCAUUCAGUUUAAAUGAAUGGUUAUACUGUUUUUAAUAAAAUAAGCCAUUUUCUCUGUUAAUCUCCAGAUUGCAUAGUGGGAUUUAUUUAGUGUUUUCUGAUCUUUUUUUUCCCUGCCAAAUGUGUGUUUCAACAUUGUAAUGUAAGAAGUAGAUGUCUUUUUCAGAAUUUUGGUUUUAUAUGUGCAUUGUAGUCAUACUGUAAUUCUUGACUCUAAAAGCAAGGGCUCCAAUUAGGCUGUGAUGUUUUUGUUCUACUUAAUAUUACUUUAAUGACAUGACUUAGUUCUGUAUAUAAGAUUUAGAGACAAUGGGAGUUUGGAGUCGGUUUUUUAAAUUUUAUUUUGACUAAAUGAAGAAACUGAUCUUUUUCUCCUGCUUUUAUUUUUUUCAUCAGCAUAAUCACUGAUUAAAACUAGUUACCACAGACCCUUGUAGGAUUGUUUCCUAUGAUGCCAAGUUCAUAUAAAAUUGAUAAUACAGUAAAUACUAAGUACAGGACAAAACAAAUUGUUCCCAAUUUUUUAUCGAUUUUCCAGCCAUUCAGGUGAACUGCCAGAAAAACAAAACCAACAGAACAGAUAAGAGAAAUGGCUGUGUAUGUCAGACCACUGCUGUUCACUUCUAUGGGUCCUGAUGUAUUUAUGAAGGCAGUUUUUAUAAACCAGGGUAUUCCCAAACAGAGCAUAUCAAAUACAUUGGAUCCUACAACGUUAGACAUAGCCAUAUCUCCAUUUCCUGUAAAAGAAGAAAUACAAAUAAGUUGGCUUAAUUGUAUUGCAUGAAAUUGCCAAACUGUUUUGGAGGAACAGACUGCCAGCCCUCAGUUUCUCACAGAGCAUCCUUUUCAGAUUUUGCAUUGGAAGAACUAUAGUCACGAUUCUACAGAACAUGGGUACCACAACCAUAAAAAGUCUCCCUAAAUCACCAGCAUCUGCACAGUUGCACUUAAAAUCAAGCUAGACAGGCUAUUAUAAAGUCCAGUUAUGUUUAAAAUACAGACACUUAGAGUUGUGUUCCACAGUAAAGCUGUAAUAUGUAAUCAACAACAAAUAAACCGAUCUAUAAUACUUCUCUGAAAUACUCUGAGAAGUUUUUAGAGCCACAGCUUUUUCAGGUAAGCUGUUUAUUAUUUUUAGUAAACUUAAGCUUUAGAGUCUGGAGCACGGAUUUUGAUGUUAAUUUUUGAAUUUACCGAAAUGGUGACUAUAAUUCUUUUUGUAGUACCUUUUAAACACAUCCAUUGGCAUGAGCCUAAAUACUAAAAUAUUUACCUUUUCGAGCCACCAGCACACUUGCAACUGUGUCUGGUACACUUGUUCCUGCUGCAAGUAAUGUGAGACCCAUGACUGACUCUGGGAUUCCCAGUGUUUCCCCUGCAGUUGAGAAAUAAGUGUAGAAAAUGCAAGUGCGGUUUUAGUUAGGGCUCAUCCACUGAAAGUACUUUGCACUUUGCUGGAGAAGGAAUCAGUAAUCAUACCGUAAUUUCAUAUGGAAUGUAUCAGCUAACUUAACUACAUGUGAGGUGACUGAACCACAAAGCAGUUAAAACAAAGAGUAACAACAAAUAUCCUUUCCUUGUUCUUCAAGUCUGCAAUGGCCAAGACAGUAGCAAUUAUAUUUUUUUUUCUUGCAGAUAAAGUAGAAGUUUAAAUACCUGACAAAUUACUACUCCUUUUUUUUCCCCCUAAAUUUCUUGAAAAUACCAUAGUCUUACAGUUUUGGGCAUCUCUUUGUUAGUGUUCAAAAGUCUCAUGAAGCAAUAACUUACUGUUUUUAAUCCCCUCAGGGGGUGGGGAAAAAGCACAGGAAUUUGCUUGGGGAGGACAGUCAUUAAGAUAUUAUGGGAAUACUGUCUCAACUUACAUGCCUUUACCAUUUCACUCCAAUUAGAAAGUGAUUUGGGAGAAUCAAAGUGCAUAAUUUUUAUAUGACUUGUAAGUACAAGUAACCCCUUAGAAGUGUGAGUUCCUUAAGGGAAAUAGUCAUUUAAAUUAAAAGAAAAGUUUUAAACUCUUAUUAGAAGGGCAGCUUGUUUUUCCCUAAUCUCUGUUUUUCUUAGCCCUAAAUGUCCUGUAACCAUAUUAAUUUCUAACUCAAAAUACAGGGAUUCUUCAAAACUGUUCUAGCAGUUGUACCAUUCAGAAGCAUCAAUAUGCAGAAGUAUUUGAUGCCUCUAGUCAAGCUACAAAGUAAUUAUUUUUUCUUAAACAUUUUUGUUCACUAAAAAGUAUCUUAAUAUUUUUUAUUGUUGAAAUCUGAGUUCUUACAUGAAAUAUUUUGACAUAUUUAAUAAGAGCAGUUUUAUUUAAAUAAGAGGCAGUACACUAGGUCAGUCUUAUUGCCUAUGCUUGUCUAUUACCAGCUUAGUCUAGAGCAGCCCUGUAAAUUUAUGUUUGAAACUGUUGAUUUCAGAGGAACUAACAUGAUCCUGUUGCAGAAUUUGUACUCUCUUUAUCCUUCCAUCACUUCUAAUAGGUUUAUAGGAUGAGGGACCAACAAAUCAACUUUUAUAAACCAUCCAGGCUGGAAAAUAAUGGUUCAAACCAAGGUGAAAUAUGAAUGAACCAGCCUUAUGUACCCAACAUUAGUUUCUAGCCCUCUGAAGGUUAUAAGACAGAAUAUAAACUCAGGAGAAGCUAAUUUUUUCAUUUUAUUAGAUAGAUUUAUCUUCUAUUUAAUGUGUAGUGGUUUAUUUUCUGGCAACUGACCAUUAAGACAGAAAAGUCUUAUUUUUCUAGGCUUUUGUUAAUUUUGUGUACUAGUAGCAAUGUGUUGCUAUAAGUAGUUGAAUUUUCUUUGCCAGCAACAGAGAGGUACUAAUUUAGGUUUCUUCUUGACCAUCCCAGUUUAGUGCCCAGCUAUGAUACUUUUGUGACAUUCUGAUAGGCUGAUUAUGCAAUGAUAGAACUUUGAGUUCUCAACGUUCAUGAGAGCCUGGACUUGAAUAUAUUGUGUGUUUAACUUGUAGUGUUUUAACAUGUGAAUUGAAUAUAAUUUACCUAGAAGUAGUGGGCCAAAGACCCCAGUACUACCUGUGAUGACUCUUGAAAGUGAAUAAUACACUCUCUGAAUCUCUACCAUACCUACUUUCAUAUGAAUUAAUACUUAGUCUUGUAGAACAGCAAUAAUGUUGACUUGAAUCCUAUUUCAAAGGCUUCUAGCAUCCAGACAGUGAACCCUUGUUCUCUGGGUACAAUGGAAAAUUAUUUAACCAAGGGCUUAACAUGGUGGGUUAUAAUGUCCAGCAAUCUACUAGUAAUUUCUCAAAGGUUUACUGAAUGUGUAGGUCUGCUUCUGCACUGAACAAGCAGUUAUUCAUAACUGAACUAGUAGAAUGCUUGAGUAGGAUUAGUGAGCUAUAAUGUGAAAAUGGCAAGCUUUGAAAAAUUUCUGUAGAGAUUUAGUUUUGUUUUCUGCUUGUUCUUAAAUAUAAAAGCUGGAUGUCUUUUAAGCUGGCUGGAGAAAGAAACAAUGAAAUGAGAAGACCUUCAAUACCUCAAAGUACUUUUAGGAGACGGUUUUUACAUAUAAGUUUCUACCCCUUCUCUCACUUAAAGGCAAUCCUUGUAGUGCCCCACUUUAGGACGCAGAUUUGUAAGAGGUCCACAUAUACACACUCUAAGAAUAAUUUAAUAAACACAUUUGAGACCUUUUUUGGUAGUUAAUUUAAUGCCAGAUCUCUUACUAUAACUUUUGUGAAAAACACAGGUAUAAAAAUUACAGAUUUUUUCCCAAAAGCUUUGACCUAUAAUUCCAGUCUUAGGGGAUUUCAUGUUUGUCAGCCUUCAGCAUGACAAGUUGAUUGCUGUGUGUCUAAUUGGUUUGCUUAAUGAAGCAAUUUAGUGAAACUCUGUUUUUAAAAAUAGGGUUUUUUGUAGAUGCAUCAAGUUCUCAUUCAUGUAAUGGUAAGCAGCUAAACUCUAUAAUAUUCCAUCAUUGAAUAGAAGAGGCUGGCAAACUAAGCAGUCAAACAUAAGUUUCUGUUGUUGUGGUUUUUUUACAGCACAGUCUAUUAAAGGGAAACCACACCACUUUUUCAGUGAUUCUUGACUGGUAUAGCAACACCACUUUAGGUACUUACCUGCUAUUGUUACCAUCCAUACAAGAACAUAAGUUAUUGCAGAAAUCCAUGCUGCUGAAAUUAAAAAUGUCACCAUGAACCAGUUCCUCCAAAACUGUCUUCUGCAAUCUGGUAUAGUUAAAUAGAAUAGUGUGAUGAUAGGAAGGGAUAACACCCACAAAAUUCUCUUAAUAUCUGCUUCAGGCAUGGUGAAGACAUUUGGAUGAUCUGUUGAAGAAAAAGUUAACUUCUAAAUUGUAGCAUUACAUUUGAAUCCAUAGCAUACAGUAUAAAUGUCCUCGUGAAAAUAUGAAAAAAGGUGAAAAAUACUUCUUCCUCAAAUUUCAGCUGUAGUAUUACCCAGUACCUACAUCUCCCUGGACAAAAUUCUGAAAUCAAGUUACUUCUGGGGAGAUUCUGCUUGUACACAAGGAAAACAUUUCUUCACAAUGAGAAUAAUCACCAGUAAAAUAAUCCCCCCAGGAAGUGGUGAUUCCCCAAUGUUGGACAAUUCUAAGAUUCACCUGAACUGGAGCUGGCCCAUCUGAGACCAUGCCUUUGCCAGGAAAGGUUGGACCAGAUGAUGCUUGAGAUCCCUUUCCAACCUACUAUUCUGUGAUUAAAAUGUUUCUCAUUACAUCACCGGGGAGAACUAAGGUGGAUGAAAAAUUAAUUUCUUUAUAAGGGUUUGCUCAUAGCAUUUACCAAGAGUAAGUACCAACUGCUGUUUUUUGCCUAAGAGGAAAAAUGAUCUGUGACCACAUCACAGCUAUCCCUUUACUUUUGAUAUUAUGCAUAUUUUGGGCUAUGAACCUGCCACUGUCAUAAGGAAACAGUGUGUAUUGCUACAGUACCUGUGUGGCUUUCUGAUGAUAGUGAAUUUUACAAGCAGUGUUGCUGAGAAGUCUCAAAUACACCCAACAAAGACAAAAGUUCUGCUAUGACACAAAUGAGCAACUAUCCUUGCAUUCCUCUAGCAACUAACUUCAUAUGAAAAGCAUCACCCUGAUUUUGCUCAAUGUUAUAUUCCAAGUUGGAAUAAUGAUCUACUUAAAUACUAGGCUGGAGUUUUUUUGUGAGCAAAAUCUUAAUACUAUCUGAGAAUCUGCUCUUGAUAGAACUGAUGCAGACAGGCAUGUGGAGUGCUAGAGACAGCUGUAAUAAUACCUGUACCUUCAGAGAUUUCAUCGAGCCCAUGUAAGCUUGUUGAAAGUUGAGAGUAGUCCAGCUCAUCUUGAAAAAUUCCGCUGUCUGUUCUUGACUGUUGACGAAUUAGAGGUCCACUCUCGUCCCUCCAUCCAACCAGUGGCUGCUGCUCCGCGUUCUCUUCCAUAGCUUUUGUAAAACACGUACAGCAGGGACUGAAUUUCUUCAUGAGGUAUUGGUUGAUUUUAAUGUCAAAACACAGUACUAGAAUAUAACACCCAUAUAUCAAUAAUAGGGAUGCACUUUCAUACCUAGAAUGAAAAACAAGUUUUAUAUGACAUGUAGUAUAAAAGAACUCAAUUGUUGGCAUAAGAAGAGAGAGAGAAAAUUUGCAUGAAUAGCAAAAGGAGAACACACAAAAGCAUCUAUCUGCAAUUGUAUGGCUAUUGUCAUGGACGUUUGUGAGUGUCCCCAUGUCUUUCAGCAGUUUGAUUAACUCCCCUCCUCUGCAGAAUCUUGUUUGUGUAUUGUAUAGCUGCAUGUUUUUUCAGGGGAUCUUACUGAUUGAACAUUUUCCUGAUAUUUGCAAAAUUGAGUCUUCAUGUGAUGCUUAAAUUAUAAACUUCAAGGGACUUAAUGCUGGACCUGACUGGUUAAGGUAACAGGAGUUUCGGUGUUGAUGGAGGAGUUAAAACAUCAGAAACUUAUUAUCUCCUUCUGGCAGACAAAUGUUUUUCUGAACAAUGCUGCUAUGAAAGGAAAAGCUCAAAAUGAGUAAAUGCUGAACACUAAUGGCUGUGUCAGAACAGUUGUGAUAAAAAUUGUGAAGUCUGUACAGACAAACCUAUGCAGGUUGAACUUCAUAAAUAUGCAGAGUUUGAAUGUUUAGGUAAUAAUCUUUACAAGCAUUAUGACUUUUUAAGUUUUUUAAAGCCAACAGGAUGUUUUCUGUUAGUGAACAGCAGUUCAGGCUACUUCAAGUUUGGGGCUUGGGGAUUUUCGUUUGUUUUCAAAACACUGUCUCACAAAUCUCCAGUCAACAGGAAUUCAACACUACUUGUGCUCUUACCAGUAAAUUCUGUUGUCAGAUAUCAUCGCAAGGACCGCUGCUGCACUGAUGGUGUAUGCCAGACAGUCUCUGAACAGCGGCCAACAGGAUAGCCUCGAAACCUGCAGAUCAGUCAUGUACUUUUCUUAAACCUCGCUGUAAUACUUUCACUAAGUGCUGUAAAUGCUGCAUCAAUAUGUCGUUUCUAUAUUAUGUAAAAAUUAAAGAUUCUUAGGAAUGACUUAAGUAUGAUAUUUAACAAGUUAGUGUUUUUAAAAACUUUCAUAGCAACUUAUCUUAAAACUGAUUACAUGCUGGUUUUGCUACUAAAUAAUAAACUUGGCAGUUGUCAUA